AUGUCUGUCACAACGUCGACUGAGAAGAUGACGGGCGACCAGCCCCUUAAGGUAUCGACUAGCGGAAUAGGAGAUGUCUGUGGCACCGAGUCAGAUAGUGCCACGGACGCAAGGAGAUUGGAAACAAGAGAUUUCGAAGCAGAUGGCAGCACCGGUAAGAGAGGCAAGUCGGUGCAGCAAACCGUCGCAGUCGGCGCCUUGACCUUGGGUCUUUGCCUGGUGGCAUUCGCAGCUGCAGUAGACAACACAAUUCUCGCCGAGUUCAACUCGCUCGAAGACGCCGGGUUGUACCGAAGCGCCUCGCUUGUCGCUUCGACGGCGCUUCAACUACCCUACGGAAAGGCAUAUGCUCAAUUCAACGUCAAAUGGAUCUAUCUCGCAAGCCUACUCAUCUUCGAGGCGGGAUCCGUCCUCUGCGCCGCCGCUCCCAGUUCCAGGGCCCUCAUCGCCGGACGUGUCGUCUCGGGUGUCGGGGCGGCGGCGCUUUACUCGGGCGCCAUCAACAUGCUCGCGAUGGCAGCAAGCCCGCAGAGAACUCCCGCUCUGUUUGGCACUCUUUCCAGCAUGUUCGGUCUGGCAUCGCUGGUCGGUCCUCUCCUGGGAGGCGCCUUUACCGACGCGCCGAAUCUGACCUGGAGGUGGUGCUUCUGGAUCAAUCUACCCCUUGGCGGCGUCGCCGCGAUAUUCAUCUUGCUUGUGUUCCGAAUCCCCAAACCGUCGUCUCCUCAAAUGCCUACUCACGUGGAGGCGGAUACGGAAAUGCAGACAGUCAACAGCACGCAGAAUGAUGCCCAGGACAUGCAAGACAAAGCAGCAGCAACAACAACGACGAGAACAACAGCCCCUGCUCAGCAACCACACACCCAGGAGGUACCAGCCUCCAAAUUCCUCUCUUUUAUCAGAAAAGUACAGAAGAUGGAUCCGCUAGGCACCGCUCUCCUGAUCCCGGCCAUGGUGAGUCUGGUGUUGGCCCUCCAAUGGGGCGGGACAACGUACCCCUGGUCAGACGGGCGUGUUUGGGGCUGCCUGGUCUGCUUCGGCGUUCUCGCAGGCUUCUUUGUCCUCUCAUUGCGGUUCAAUGGCGAUGAAGCUGUGAUCCCGCUCCGUCUCCUCCGAGACCGCACCGUUUUGGGUGGCGUGCUGAUGAUUACCUGGCUCUCCGCGGGCUUCUUCACACACGUCUUCUUCCUGCCAUUUUACUUGCAAGUCGUCCAGGGCAUGAGUGCCACGGCCUCCGGUCUCCGCCUCCUAGCCUACCUCGGAGCCAUGGCCUUGGCCGGCGUGGUGGCCGGCGGAGCCAUGUCAUCGCGCCGCGGCGGCGGCUUAUCGAACCACAAGCCAUACGCCUGGGUCGGCGCUGGACUCUUCAUCGUCGGAGCAGGUCUGUUGCACACGCUGUCCGUCACCUCGGGGUUGGGCAAGGUCGUGGGAUUCCAGCUUCUAUCCGGGGCCGCUCUCGGGAUUGCGUGGCAGGUUCCCUACAUCGCGGUACAGCGGUCAGAGAAGCUCGCGAAGCGGCCGGGCGAUGGCGCCAUCUCCAACGCCUUGAUCACCUUCUCCAACUCGUUCGGCGCCGUGCUGGGCAUCUCGAUAGCGCAGAACAUCUUUGCGAGAACGCUUACCACAGGCCUGGCGGGCGUUCCGGGCUUGGAUUCCAGUCACGCCGACGCUAUUGCGAAGGCAGGCCAGGCCGCGCAGCUGAGUGAUCCCGCCUUUUUGCCUCAGGGGCUCCUUGUCCUCGUGUUGCAGGUCUUCAACGACGCCAUCAUGUCGACGUUCACCUUUGCUGCCGUCGCCGGAGGCGUGGGCUUCUUAUGCAGUUUUAUUUUCCCAUAG
This is a messenger RNA of Colletotrichum karsti, 1836 nucleotides long. Its product is annotated as MFS transporter. The record is from RefSeq and is a predicted model, not a curated record. Lineage: Eukaryota; Fungi; Ascomycota; Sordariomycetes; Glomerellales; Glomerellaceae. Gene Ontology annotation, molecular function: transmembrane transporter activity. Gene Ontology annotation, biological process: transmembrane transport. The transcript has 2 exons. The coding region runs from base 1 to 1836 and encodes 611 amino acids.